This is a messenger RNA of Eremothecium cymbalariae DBVPG#7215, 1263 nucleotides long. RefSeq lists its product as uncharacterized. Gene Ontology annotation, molecular function: oxidoreductase activity. The transcript has a single exon. The coding region runs from base 1 to 1263 and encodes 420 amino acids. The record is from RefSeq and is a predicted model, not a curated record. Lineage: Eukaryota; Fungi; Ascomycota; Saccharomycetes; Saccharomycetales; Saccharomycetaceae. Gene Ontology annotation, biological process: lipid metabolic process.
AUGGCGGCUACAAGAAUCGGAGGCGGUUCAGGAUCCAAUACUACUACCACCACGGAGGUGGUCGAGCCCAAAGUAGCAGUUGACACUAAUGGAGAUCUAUUCAAGGUUCCUGAUUAUACAAUUAAGGAGGUUCUAGGUGCUAUUCCUCCAGAAUGUUAUGAGCGGAACUUGGUGGUGUCGAUGUACUACGUUCUUCGGGAUAUCUUUUUCAUGGUUUGCAUCGGGUAUUUGGCACAAGAAGUUUUGUAUGAGAAAUAUAUCAGUGACAGACACAUGGUGGUUCGGUUUUCAUUUUGGUUUUUGUAUACGGUAUUGCAAGGGCUUUUCGGGACAGGCCUUUGGGUUCUAGCCCACGAAUGUGGGCAUGGGGCUUUCAGUGACUACAAAUCGGUGAAUGAUUUCGUUGGUUGGGUUUUGCAUUCGUUUUUGCUUGUUCCUUAUUUUUCGUGGAAAUUCUCGCAUUCAAAGCAUCACAAGGCUACGGGCCACUUGACCAAGGACAUGGUCUUUUUGCCGCCCACAGCGGAAGAGUUCAAGGUGCGCCGUGGGUUUAUGGGUGAUUUGGCAGAACACAGCGGUGAUUCGCCGGUGAGGACGCUACUCGGGUUGAUUGGCCAACAACUGGGUGGCUGGCACGCGUACGUGGUGGCCAAUGUGACGGGCCAGACGUAUCCGAAUGCGUCCAAAUGGACCACUAACCAUUUCUGGCCAUAUUCUCCGUUGUUCGAGGCGAGAGACGCGUUUCACAUUGUUCUCUCCGAUCUCGGCAUUUUGACGCAGUUGUUGGUAUUGCGCGUGUGGUACUUGAACUACGGUGCGUGGUCACUGUUUAUCCAUUGGGUUGGCAUGUGGCUGUGGGUAAAUCACUGGCUUGUUUUCAUUACCUAUUUACAGCACACGGACGUGACUUUGCCCCACUAUGCUUCUAGCGAAUGGACGUUCGCCAAAGGUGCCGCAUGUACCAUUGAUAGGAAAUUUGGCUUUAUCGGGCCAUAUUUUUUCCACGAUAUCAUCGAGACGCAUGUGCUGCACCACUAUUGUUCGAGGAUUCCAUUCUACAAUGCACGCAAGGCUACCGCUGCGAUCCGCAAGGUAAUGGGAGAGCACUACCGCUCCUCAGACGAGAACAUGUGGCUAACGCUUUGGAAAACGGCUCGGUCGUGCCAGUUCGUGGACGACGAAACCACCAAAGGCGUGUACAUGUACAGGAAUGUGAACGGCAAGGGCGUCGGAGCCCGCGUCUCGGGCAAGAAGUACCAAUGA